This is a messenger RNA of Anoplopoma fimbria (sablefish), 962 nucleotides long. RefSeq names its product mitochondrial ribosomal protein S26 (gene mrps26). The record is from RefSeq and is a predicted model, not a curated record. Lineage: Eukaryota; Metazoa; Chordata; Actinopteri; Perciformes; Anoplopomatidae. Gene Ontology annotation, cellular component: mitochondrial small ribosomal subunit. The transcript has 4 exons. Bases 7 to 615 code for a protein of 202 amino acids.
ACCAACAUGGCCGCCGCCCUGCAGGUCACCCGGCUGCUGCUCGCGCCCCGGAGCGCCGUGCUCGUGGCUGUCCGCGGGAGGAAGUCCCGCACGGACCCGGUGGCCAAGUCCAAAGAGGACCGGAUCAAAGGCCCGCCGCCCGUAGACCCGGUGGAGAUGGUCGUCCUCAGGGAGAGAUUCACAGAGUACCACAGCACCGUGAGGGCGCUGCGUCUGGAGUUUAAGGAGGGAGUGCUUCGGAAAAAGUACGAGGAGGAGACGGGCUCCCUGGCGGAGGAGAGGGCGAGGCAGGAGGCGGAGGAGCAUCGAGCCCUGAUGGACUUCAACAACCAGGAGAACCUCCGCAUCCUCGAACUCAGGAUGUCGAGGAUCCAGAUGGAACAAGAGGAAGCUGAACGCAAACAGGUAGAAGCUGCCAUCCAGCGAGAACAAGAGCAGCAAGAGUUCAUCAAAGAAAAAGAGAGGGAGAUUAUGAAGCUGCAGGAGGAUGCAAAGAACUUCAUCACUUUGGAGAACCUGGAUCAGCGUAUAGAAGAAGCUCUGGACAAUCCAAAGAAUUACAAUUUCGCCAUCGAUAAAGAGGGGAGGGUCGUUAAACAGACGACGCUGCAGUGAAACAGCAGAGAACCGUUACGUGUCCGUCGCAGAAGACAAACAGAGACAGACGAACAUCAUUCAGGACUGUAAGUGUAACUGUGAGUUCAGUCUCAUCCACCUUGGAGGCAGAUUUUCUUCAACAAAACACAGAAAAACAUUCAGCGUGAGAAGAUUAUUGUACCUGUAAAAACUAAGAAAUAUGUGAGACUCUUUCAUUAGCAGAUAACUUGUAGAUUGCAGUGACAAUUGUUGAUGUAAAGCUUCAUUUCCUGCCUUUAUUUUUCAUGUUUCUGCUUCCUAUUCCUGUCAAAGUAAAAACAUGUUCUUUUGAUCAUAACUGCCUCCUCCUGUUAUGUUAUGUGUGU